AUGGCUUCUUCAAAUUCACCUACUCGGUGGCUUCAUAAAUUUGAGGAACACGGAGCUGCUGUCAAGGCAUUGGCCUGGUGUCCUUAUCAGGCUAAUCUAUUGGCUUCUGGAGGAGGUGACGGUGAUCAAUGCAUUAAGAUGUGGAACACACAAACAGGUGCAAGGUUGAAAUCUAUUGACACGGGAUCGCAAGUAUGUUCUCUGCUAUGGAACAAGAACGAACGUGAGCUUCUUAGCUCACACGGGUUCCCUCGGAACCAGCUUAUCCUUUGGAAGUAUCCUUCCAUGGAAAAGAUGGCGGAGCUCAACGGUCACACCUCAAGGGUGCUGUAUAUGACACAGAGUCCAGAUGGGUGUACCGUGGCAUCUGCAGCAGCAGAUGAGACUCUUAGAUUUUGGAGUGUUUUUAAAGGCCCAGCAACAGACAAAUAUAAUGAGCCGUUUGCAAAUUUCAACCUUAUCCGUUAA
This is a messenger RNA of Vicia villosa (hairy vetch), 468 nucleotides long. RefSeq names its product cell division cycle 20.1, cofactor of APC complex-like. The transcript has a single exon. Gene Ontology annotation, biological process: positive regulation of anaphase-promoting complex-dependent catabolic process; positive regulation of ubiquitin protein ligase activity; anaphase-promoting complex-dependent catabolic process. Lineage: Eukaryota; Viridiplantae; Streptophyta; Magnoliopsida; Fabales; Fabaceae. Gene Ontology annotation, cellular component: anaphase-promoting complex. Gene Ontology annotation, molecular function: ubiquitin ligase activator activity; protein binding; anaphase-promoting complex binding. The coding region runs from base 1 to 468 and encodes 155 amino acids. The record is from RefSeq and is a predicted model, not a curated record.